This is a messenger RNA of Cladocopium goreaui, 465 nucleotides long. The record is from the annotation of a GenBank genome assembly. NCBI's taxonomy places the organism in Eukaryota, Dinophyceae, Suessiales, Symbiodiniaceae.
AUGGGGGAAGAUGGAGCUGAUGAUGCUUCGUCAAGUUGGGAGCAAGACCAUGUCUUUGUACGUUGGGAUGCCCCUCUCCCGAGCAGUGCUAGCGGAACCCCUGUCUUCCUUUCCUUCGAAGAUCUUGGUAAAGAGGUGCCAGACAAAGAUGCAGCACCGGAACCUGCUCCGAAGGAGGAGACAGCGGCGAGCAGCCAGGGCGUUGAAUCAAAGAGAUUCGCCUUCCUUCCUGAGUUGUCUCUCAGCCAGGCCCUCAAGGAUCGAGCGGAAUCUUUCAGAUCUAUGCAGUCAGAGGCUCGCGAGUUGUUGUCCUGUGGGCGUCCGGAGGUGAGAUCGACCAAAGAGCGAGUCAAACACCUCAGAAGAGUAGCGAAGAUGUUGGAUACCUUCCAAGAGAGAUCCAAGUCGGUUAGCCACUUAGUGAAUCCAGGGGCAUCCUCCUCAUCACAUGCAAAGCAAUCCUAG